AUGCCGAAUUCAUCUUUUAUUCUGUGGAUCGCUGUGAUAUCCGUAAUCUCUCAAGUGUGUAACUCAUUUAGGAUUUCAAAUGAAUGGGUUCAAAGACUUCAACCUUCAGACGAAUUCGUCAAUGUUAAACUUCGACACGUAUUUCACCAUGGAUUAAAUACUCAGUAUAAUCAACAGUAUCGUUUAGAUACACACAAGAAAGAUGUAUAUGAAAAUAGCAAUGAUGUUUUUCGCUUGAAAAUGAAGAGUACGGAAGCAACUACUUUAAAAAAUCAGUCUCGUGAAUUGUUGAAUUACUAUCGUGAGAAUUCCAUGCGCGGUAUUCAUGUUGAACAAUCUUCAAAUGAUAUAUGGACAAAGAGCAAGAUUGUUUUACCGGACGUUACGGAUAAAGCAACAGUUUAUUCUCUCGGAAAAAUGAGUUUUAAUGCAUAUCAAAAAAUUCCAUUUGAUGGCGAUUGGCUUGAUGUUGGUCCGGAUUGGAAUAUAACACCUCCGGAAGGUUUUGGAUGGGAUGAAGACGGUCUCCGUGGGCAUGUUUUUUCCAACAACGAUAACUCUACCGUGAUUAUAUCUAUGAAGGGUACUUCUAUAUAUGGCAUAGGUCGAGGAACGUCCCAAAAAGACCGCAUUAAUGAUAACCUUUUAUUUUCUUGCUGCUGUGCUCGAGUAAGUUGGGCAUGGACGACAGUAUGUGAUUGUUACAAAAGUACUUACACUUGUCGCCAAACUUGCUUGGAGGACGAAGUGCAAUCCGCCACUAGGUAUUAUUCCGCUUCUCUUGAUAUAUAUUACAAUGUGAGAGAUUUAUAUCCUGAUGCUCAGAUUUGGUUGACUGGUCACUCUCUGGGAGGUGCUACUGCUUCAUUGAUGGGUUUGUCCUUUGGUAUUCCUACUGUUACGUUUGAAGCUCCAGGAGAGCUUAUGGCUGCUCGUCGUCUUCAUCUUCCUAUGCCUCCCGGACUGCCUGACGAGGAAAGUCUUAUUUGGCACAUUGGUCAUACUGCUGAUCCGAUUUUCUUAGGCAAAUGUACCGGACCUACUUCUUUAUGUUGGGCUGGUGGCUAUGCUAUGGAGUCCGUUUGUCAUACGGGUCAAGAAUGCAUUUACGAUGUUGCUAAGGAUAAAGGUUGGCAUAUUUCUUUAACACAUCAUCGUAUGCAAAGUGUCUUGAACGAUGUGAUUGAUACUUAUGAUGAGGUACCAGUCUGUGCCCAUACGCCAAACUGCGUAGAUUGCUUCCUUUGGGAAUUUCCUGAUGACGAGAAAUGA
Messenger RNA from Schizosaccharomyces octosporus yFS286, 1272 nucleotides. Its product is annotated as autophagy associated lipase Atg15. NCBI's taxonomy places the organism in Eukaryota, Fungi, Ascomycota, Schizosaccharomycetes, Schizosaccharomycetales, Schizosaccharomycetaceae. The coding region runs from base 1 to 1272 and encodes 423 amino acids. Gene Ontology annotation, molecular function: glycerophospholipase activity. The record is from RefSeq and is a predicted model, not a curated record. The transcript has a single exon. Gene Ontology annotation, biological process: multivesicular body membrane disassembly; piecemeal microautophagy of the nucleus; macroautophagy.